UGCGCAUGCGCACGCCGCAGGCCGCGCGCCGGAAGGACCGCCUCCUCCAGGCCAACAUGGAGGAAGCGCUCGGGUCUCCGAGGGCGGAGGGAGCGGCGCCCGAGGUCGCCAUGGCUACCGAGCCGGUGGCCGUGGAGUCCGCGGCGCCGUCACUUGUGGAUCGUUACUUCACUCGCUGGUACAAAGCGGAUGUCAAAGGAAAACCCUGUGAGGACCACUGUAUACUACAGCACUCUAACCGAAUAUGUGUCAUCACAUUGGCAGAAUCUCAUCCAGUUCUUCAAAGCGGAAAAACAAUUAAAAGCAUUUCCUAUCAAAUCAGUACCAACUGUAGCAGACUUGAGAACAAGGUCUCUGGGAAAUUUAAACGGGGAGCACAGUUUCUAACAGAACUUGCACCGCUGUGUAAGAUUUACUGCUCAGAUGGGGAAGAAUAUACUAUAUCUAGCUGUGUUAGAGGACGGCUGAUGGAAGUGAAUGAAAAUAUUCUCCAUAAGCCUUCUAUUCUUCAGGAGAAGCCAUCCACUGAAGGUUACAUUGCAGUUGUGUUGCCCAAAUUUGAAGAAAGUAAAAGCAUAACCGAAGGGUUACUGACACAAAAACAAUAUGAAGAAGUUGUGGUAAAACGCAGUAAUGCCACAACAGCCACAUCGUGAGGACUAAGAUGGCACAUGAAAAGCAACGCAGCAUUCGAUUCGUGCACUGAAGAAGUACCACCGUAUGGCAGAAGCAUACUCCGCAGCCAGCCUUCUGCAGGGAAGCCUGUGUUUUUUUCCCCUUUCUCUUGCAAGACAAGCCUUGGUUCCCAUUUGUCUUUAGCUUCUCAGAUCUGCCCUGCCAUGGACCUAGCCUGCUCCUCUUUUGCUUUUCUCUUUCUAAAAACUGACAAACAACAUUUCUAAUUAAAAACAAGCAGAGCAUUUUGGGGGAAAUUUGGAAAAGACACAAGUUUUAAAGUAGCAAGUAAAAAUAAUCUACCCAUGCUAUAACUCAUUAGUAAAUACUACAUUUUGACAUACUUCUGUUUAAAUGUUAUGGCAUGGUUCAUUGUUUUUGCUCAUACUUCCAUCAGUUUGACGGUAAAGGAAACAACAGCUGACCUCUCUUACCCAGUGUGCUUCAGUGUGACACUACCAAAAGGUCUGGUCCCACCCCUUCUGCCCCAAGUCCUCUGCAGGCUAUAGGAAGAGGCUGAGUGUAGAUGUACCUUCUCUAGUCUUUAUGCCGCAGGAUGGCCUUCCUCUCUGAGACAAAGUAGAACUCUAACGCUGUGGCUUCUAUGAGGGACAAUGUGAAAAGGCUUUGAAAAAUGCAAAGGGCUUUCCUAAUUUAUGGAAGCAUUAUAAUACAGUACAUACAUUAUAGUCACUCUGUAACAGUCUCACACUACCUACAGGGUAACAAGAAAGAAGUUACCGUAAUUCAAAGACAGAGGCCUUUGACUAGAACAAAAGCUUUCACAUCAUUUGAACUAGAAAACAAAACUGAAUUUAUGUUUUAAGAUUGUAUACUUAUUCAUACUGAAUUUUAAAUAAAAGACUUUAAAAUUGUUAUUUUUUUUAAGGGCCGAAACAUGUAUGUUUAAAUAUUUGUUUUUAAAUCCAAACAAUAGUACAAAAGAAAUCAAUUGACAUGUAAAUUCCUUUGGUUCCCUAUCUUCUGCUGUAGAAGUCAUAAAUCAUCCCUUCCCCACCCCCACUUGAACUUAAAUAAGAGAAUAUUCUCAUUUCAGGUCUGUAAAAGUAUUUUGUAAAUAAAAUUGAAAAAUUA
Messenger RNA from Myotis lucifugus (little brown bat), 1770 nucleotides. RefSeq names its product family with sequence similarity 206 member A (gene ABITRAM). Gene Ontology annotation, cellular component: lamellipodium; nucleus; dendrite. Gene Ontology annotation, biological process: dendrite morphogenesis; regulation of actin filament polymerization; regulation of filopodium assembly. The record is from RefSeq and is a predicted model, not a curated record. Bases 6 to 656 code for a protein of 216 amino acids. NCBI's taxonomy places the organism in Eukaryota, Metazoa, Chordata, Mammalia, Chiroptera, Vespertilionidae. The transcript is spliced from 6 exons. Gene Ontology annotation, molecular function: actin filament binding; actin monomer binding.